Sorex araneus (European shrew) is the source of this 7307-nucleotide messenger RNA. It is a transcript of the gene ACAN, whose product is annotated as aggrecan. The transcript has 20 exons. The coding region runs from base 333 to 6884 and encodes 2183 amino acids. Gene Ontology annotation, molecular function: hyaluronic acid binding; calcium ion binding. NCBI's taxonomy places the organism in Eukaryota, Metazoa, Chordata, Mammalia, Eulipotyphla, Soricidae. Gene Ontology annotation, biological process: cell adhesion. The record is from RefSeq and is a predicted model, not a curated record.
CUCCGGUGGAGCGGAGGCAGCCCUGACCUUGGGCUCCAGCCCUGGCCCUCCUGACCAGAUGUUCCCAUCCGUGGAAGCUCCUUCCUCAGCCUUCCCGGGACGGGGGCUGGGCGACUGUAAAGUACCUCCACAGGGCCAGUUAAGCAGCCGGGCGCUGCGGCCACUACCGCGGACGCGACCUGCGGGACAGCACCGGGCAGGAGAGGCGAGGCCGGCCCCGCCUGAGCUGCACCCUGAGACCCGGGCAACCCCAGGAGCCCCCCGCCACCCGCCUGCGCCCCGCGCGGGGACGGAAGUUCUGGAAGAAGCAGCGCGACUCCUCCAGGUGAACUAUGAGCUCUUUACUCCUGCUCUUGGCAGCUCUGAGGGCCGUCACCGCCACCGACUCCAUGCACAUGUCAGCCCCUGACAACUCCCUGAGCGUCAGCAUCCCCGAGCCGUCCCCGCUGCGGGCGCCCCUGGGCAGCACAGUCACCAUCCCCUGCUACUUCAUCGACCCCGUGCUCCCCGUGACCACGGCCCCCGCCACCGCCCCGCUCAGCCCCCGAAUCAAGUGGAGCCGCGUGUCCAAGGAGAGGGAGGUGGUGCUGCUGGUGGCCACGGAGGGGCAGGUGCGGGUCCACAGCGCCUACCAGGACCGGGCGUCCCUCCCCAACUACCCGGCCAUCCCCAGCGACGCCACCUUGGAGAUGCGCAGCCUGCGUGCCAACGACUCGGGCGUCUACCGCUGCGAGGUGGUCCACGGCGUGGACGACAGCCAGGCCACGGUGGAGCUGGCAGUGAAAGGCAUCGUGUUCCAUUACAGAGCCAUCUCCACGCGCUACACGCUGGACUUCGACCGCGCACAGCGGGCCUGCCUGCAGAACAGCGCCAUCAUCGCCAGCCCCGAGCAGCUGCAGGCCGCCUACGAGGACGGCUUCCACCAGUGUGACGCCGGCUGGCUGGCCGACCAGACCGUCCGGUACCCCAUCCACACGCCGCGGGAGGGCUGCUACGGGGACAAGGACGAAUUCCCGGGUGUGAGGACCUACGGCCUGCGGGACACCAACGAGACCUAUGACGUCUACUGCUUCGCCGAGGACAUGGAGGGCGACGUCUUCUAUGCCACCUCCCCCGACAAGUUCACCUUCCAGGAGGCAGCAGCCGAGUGCCGGCGGCUGGGCGCGCGGCUGGCCACCACGGGCCAGCUCUACCUGGCCUGGCAGGCCGGGAUGGACAUGUGCAGCGCGGGCUGGCUGGCCGACCGAAGCGUGCGCUAUCCCAUCUCCAAGGCCCGGCCCAACUGCGGCGGGAACACGCUGGGCGUGAGGACCGUGUACCUGCACGCCAACCAGACGGGGUACCCCGACCCCUCAUCCCGCUACGACGCCAUCUGCUACACAGGUGAAGACUUUGUGGACAUCCCGGAAGACUUCCUCGGGGCCGGUGGCGAGGACAUCACCAUCCAGACGGUCACGUGGCCCGACCUGGAGCUGCCCCUGCCUCCCCGGAACAUCACCGAGGGGGAGGCCCGCGGCAACGUGAUCCUCACGGCAAGGCCCAUCUUCGAGGUGCCCCCGACAGCGCCCGAGCCCCAGGAGCCCUUCAGCUUCGUGCCCGACCUGGAGGCCACCGGCUUUCCCGGGGCCGAGAACGAGACUGGGGGGGCCCCUGGGCCCUGGGACUUUGCGGAGGUGCCAACAGCCAGUCCGGGCUUGGUCACCUCCUUCACCAGCGACGACUUGGUGGUACAGGUGACCGCGGUCCCGGGAGCUGCCGAACUCCCCGGACAGCCACAACCAGCCAGGGGGGUCGUGUUCCACUACCGCCCGGGCUCCACCCGCUACUCGCUGACCUUCGAGGAGGCCCAGCAAGCGUGUCUGCGCACGGGGGCGGUCAUGGCCUCCCCAGAACAGCUGCAGGCUGCCUACGAGGCGGGCUACGAGCAGUGCGACGCAGGCUGGCUGCAGGACCAGACAGUCAGGUACCCCAUCGUGAGCCCCCGGACCCCGUGCGUGGGGGACAAGGACAGCAGCCCCGGGGUUCGGACAUACGGCGUGCGGCCCCCCUCCGAGACCUACGAUGUUUACUGCUAUGUGGACCGGCUGGAGGGGGAGGUUUUCUUCAUCACCCGCACGGAGCAGUUCACCUUCCAGGAAGCCCUGGCCGCCUGCGCCAGCCACAAUGCCACCCUGGCGUCCACGGGCCAGCUCUACGCCGCCUGGAGCCGAGGCCUGGACAAGUGCUACGCGGGCUGGCUGGCCGACGGCAGCCUCCGGUACCCCAUCGUGACCCCACGGCCCGCCUGCGGUGGGGACAAGCCCGGCGUGAGGACGGUCUCGCUCUACCAGAAUCAGACAGGCCUCCCGGACCCCCUGUCUCGACACCACGCCUUCUGCUUCCGAGGUACAUCUGCAGCGCCAUCUCCCGGAGAAGACAGGGACACCCCCACACUGUCCUCGGUUGAAGAGGACCUGAUGGUGACCCAAGUGGCCCCCGGAGUGGCCGCCGGCCCCCUGGGGGAGGAGACGACCAUCACCCCCGACUUCACAGAGCCUGAGAACCAGACGGAGUGGGUGCCCGAGCACACCCCCACCGGCCAGUCCCCACUGCCAGGGCCCCCUCCCACGUGGCCUCCCACGGACACAGCCACAGAGGAAGGCACAGAAGGGCCCUUUGUGUUGCCCGGGGCCUCGGAGGAGCCGUCCACACUCUCCCCACUGCAGCCCCGCGGGACCCAGCUGCCGGGUGCUGAGGAGACAUCUGGGGACCUCUCGGGCAGUGGAGAUGCUUCCGGCCACCUGCAGGCCAGCGGGCAGCCCUCAGAAGACCUGGACUCCACUGCCCGCCCUGAUCUGGGCUUAGGCCUGCCCGAAGAGAGUGGGUCAGCCUCUGGGGAUGGAGACAGAAUUGUGGGCGCCAACAUCCCUGAAGUUGGAAAGCUUCCACCAGGAGGCCAGGAACCCGAGGGCCCGGCCUCUGGUGGUGAGGAGCUCAGUGGACUUGCUUCUGGAGAAGGUCCAGAAGUUUCUGCCUCUGGAGAAAGAGAGUUUGGUGGUGUUCCUUCUGGACAAGUUCCAGAAGUUUCUGCCUCUGGAGAAAGAGAGUUUGGUGGUGUUCCUUCUGGACAAGUUCCAGAAGUUUCUGCCUCUGGAGAAAGAGAGUUUGGUGGUGUUCCUUCUGGACAAGUUCCAGAAGUUUCUGCCUCUGGAGAAGGAGAGUUUGGUGGUGUUCCUUCUGGAGAAGGUCCAGAAGUUUCUGCCUCUGGAGAAGGAGAGUUUGGUGGUGUUCCUUCUGGAGAAGGUCCAGAAGUUUCUGCCUCUGGAGAAGGAGAGUUUGGUGGUAUUCCUUCUGGAAAAGGUCCAGAAGUUUCUGCCUCUGGAGAAGGAGAGUUUGGUGGUGUUCCUUCUGGACAAGUUCCAGAAGUUUCUGCCUCUGGAGGACAGGAGGUCAGCGGUGUUCCUUCUGGAGAAGUUCCAGAAGUUUCUGCCUCUGGAGAAGGGGAGUUCACUGGAAUUCUUCCUGGACAAGUUCCAGAAGUUUCUGCCUCUGGAGGACAGGAGUUCAGUGGUGUUCCUUCUGGACAAGUUCCAGAAAUUUCUGCCUCUGGGGGACAGGAGCUCAGCGGUAUUCCUUCUGGAGAAGUUCCAGAAGUUUCUGCCUCUGGAGAAGGGGAGUUCACUGGAAUUCUUCCUGGACAAGCUCCAGAAGUUUCUGCCUCUGGAGGACAGGAGUUCAGUGGUGUUCCUUCUGGAGAAGUUCCAGAAUUUUCUGCCUCUGGGGGAAAGGAGCUCAGUGGAAUUAGUUCUGGAGAAGUUCCAGAAGCUUCUGCCUCUGGAGAAGGGGAAUUCACUGGUAUUCUUUCCGGACAAGCUCCAGAAGUUUCUGCCUCUGGAGGACAGGAGUUCAGUGGUGUUCCUUCUGGAGAAGUUCCAGAAAUUUCUGCCUCUGGGGGAAAGGAGCUCAGUGGAAUUAGUUCUGGAGAAGUUCCAGAAGCUUCUGCCUCUGGAGGAGAGUUCACUGGAACUCCUUCUGGAGAAGAUCUAGAAGCUUCUGCCUCUGGCAGAGGGGUAUUCACUGGAGUGCUUUCUGGAGUUCCAGAAGCUUCUGCCUCUGGAGAGGGUGACUUUGGGGCCCUUCCUUCUGGAAGGGAAAGUCUAGAAACUUCUGGUUCUGGGCUUGAGGGCCUCAGCGGCUCAGCCCCCGGGAAGGGGGACUUUGGAGGCUCUGCUUCUGGAGCCUGGGACCUCGGUGGGCUGCCCUCUGUAGUCCCGGGCAGUGGACUCGCACCGGAAGCCAGCGGCCUUCCCUCAGGACUUGGUGAGUAUUCCGGGGUGGACCUUGGGAGUGGCCCUUCCUCCGGCCUGCCUGACUUCAGUGGGCUGCCCUCAAGCCUCCCCACAGUCUCCCUGGUGGACACCACGCUGGUGGAGGUUCUCACGGUCACCACCACGGGGGAACUGGAGGGGCGGGGGGGCAUGGGCAUCAGCGGUGCCGGUGAAGUCUCUGGACUGCCCUGGGGCAGCGAGCUGGACAUCAGCGGGGCGGCCAGUGGAUUCUCUUCAGGGGUCAAACCCACCAGCCAGGCCCCCAGCGCUCCUGACACCAGCGGGCGGAUAUCGGGGUUCCCCGGGGAAACAUCCGGGAUGCCUGACCUCAGUGGACUGUCCUCAGGACAACCAGACAUCAGCGGAGAAGCUUCUGGCAUUCUGGUGGGCAGUGGUCAACCAUUCAGUGAGACCGGGGUGAGUGAAGGAGAAUUAGGGGUCCACAAUGUCAGCGGGCAGCCCUCAGGGUGGCCAGAGCUCCAUGGGACCCCCUCCGGGGUGACAAGUGGCAGUGGGGACAUCACCUUUGUGGACACCCAUUUGGUGGAAGUGACCCCGACCCCGUUUAAGGGAGAGGAAGGCUUGGGGUCUGUGGAGCUCAGCGGCCUUCCUUCUGGGGAGACCGAGCUCGCAAGUGCCUCUGGCACGGUGGAUGCCAGCGGCCACGUGGCCGGAGCUGCAGAGUCCUGGGAGCUGAGCCCGCGGCCCACAGACCUCCGAGGGCUGCCAAGCAGUGAGGUGGAGGCGAGCGGAGACGCUUCGGGAGCAGAGGCCGGGAGUGGGGGUACCUCUGGCCUCCCCAUGGUCUCACUGGUGGACAGGACUUUGGUGGAGUCUGGAACCCCAGCUCCCACCGCCCAGGAGGCAGAAGGACCUUCAGGCGUCUGGGAACUCAGCAGGGUCCCUUCGGGUCUCGGGGACCUUAGCGGACUCCCGUCUGGGCCGGCGGAGCCCAGCGGAACCCCUCCAAGCUCCCCACCUUUCAGUGGAGAUCUUCCCAGCACCACCGCUGACAUCAGCGGGGACGGCUCUGCAGCCACAGGCGCCAGCGGGGACCCCUCAGGGCUCCCGGAAGUCCUGGAGGGAGUCACGAGCCCCACAAUUCUGCAGGAACUGGGCCAACGGCCCCCAGAAGCGCACUUCCCCCAGGUGCCGGAGUCCAGUGGGGACGUAUCAGGGUCUGGGGACACAAGCGGGAGUGUCCCAGGGUCCAAGAGGGAAACCUCGGAGGUGCCAGAGUUCAGCAAAGAAACAUCUGUUUACCCCUCACCCGAAAUGGGGGUGUCGGCCACCCCUGAGGCCAGCGGAGGAGCCUCAGGUUCCCCUGACCUGAGUCAAGGGCCCUUGUCCUUCCCGGGGACAGCGUGGGAGGACUCAGCCAUCCCAGAGCUAAGUGGAGAAACGGCAGAGCCCACUGAUGCCACCUACGUGAGCACCCAUGAUGCAUCGGGCUGGACUCUGGCCCCACCCCCGGCUUCUGGAGAUAGGCCGGAGGGCAGCAGCUCCGGCCUGGACAUCAUCAUUGCCACACAAGUCCCUGAUUCUGAGUGGACCCAGGAGACCCAGCCGCCUGCUGAGGCUCUGGUGGAAACCGAGGCGUCCAGCCCAUUGCACUCGGGAGAAGAUGCCCAAACAGCCACCGCUGCCAGCCUCCCGACAGAUGACGUGUCCAGCGUCCCGGAAGACACUGAAGAGGCGGAAGACUCCUCUGCAGUCCUCCCCAGGUCCUGUGCUGAGGCCCGCUGUGGCGCUGGGACCUGCCAGGAGACAGAGGACGGUGCCGUGUGCCUGUGCCCCGCUGGUCACGCCGGUGAGCACUGCGACAUAGACAUUGACGAGUGCUUCUCAAGCCCUUGUCGGAACGGAGGCACCUGCGUGGACGGGGCUGCCGCUGUUACAUGCUUGUGCCUUCCCAGCUACCGAGGCGACCUGUGCGAGACCGACCAGGAGCUGUGCCAGGAAGGCUGGACCAAGUUCCAGGGCCACUGCUACCGCCACUUUCCCGAGCGUGCCAGCUGGGCAGACGCGGAGGGCCGCUGCCGGGAGGAGGCGGCGCAUCUCAGCAGCAUCGUGACCCCCGAAGAGCAGGAGUUCGUCAACAGCAACGCCCAGGACUACCAGUGGAUCGGCCUGAAUGACCGCACCAUCGAAGGGGACUUCCGCUGGUCAGACGGGCACUCCUUGCAAUAUGAGAACUGGAGGCCCAACCAGCCUGACAACUUCUUCGCUACCGGCGAGGACUGCGUGGUGAUGAUCUGGCACGAGAAGGGGGAGUGGAAUGACGUCCCCUGCAACUACCACCUGCCGUUCACCUGCAAAAAGGGCACAGUGGCCUGCGGACAGCCCCCCGCGGUGCAGCACGCGCGGCCCCUGGGCCGGCCCAAGGCGCGGUACGAGAUCAACGCGGUGGAGCGUUACCAGUGCGCGCGGGGCUUCGUCCAGCGCCACGUGCCCACCGUCCGCUGCCUGCCCAGCGGCCAGUGGGAGGAGCCUCGGGUCACCUGCACGGACGCCGCCACCUACCAGCGCAGACGCCGGCAGCGGAGCCCGCGGCGGCACCGGCCCGCAGGACACUGAGCCCGCAGCCCGCCAGGCUGACCGCUGGCCCUCAGGGAGCCGCUGUCCAGGAGAGGGAGCCAGCCAGGCCCCUCCACCGUGUCCCCGUGGCCAGCGCCGCCGCCCGUGCCCCCACACACCCGCCCCAACGCCAAAGCCGACGAUGUGUCCUGAGCCACACGGGGACCGUGCGGACCGCCGGGGACCGAGGGUCGGGGGAGUGAGACCGAGGUGACCCCCCCCCCCCCCCCGGCCCCGCACAGCUGCUGUGGGUGUCCUGUCCCCGCAGGGCGCCGGGGCAGGGCUGGGUGGGUCCCUUCCUCCCCGGGGCCCCUCCCACCCCUCCCGCCCCCGGGACCGUGCAGGCUUCAGGGUUCCACGCACCUAUUUAUAUUUUUGAAAACUGAAGAUGACUAUAAGAAUAAUAAAAGACCUUGGAAGAGA